Molecule: messenger RNA, 1908 nt
Organism: Funneliformis mosseae
Lineage: Eukaryota; Fungi; Glomeromycota; Glomeromycetes; Glomerales; Glomeraceae
Source: the annotation of a GenBank genome assembly
UGUGUUGACGUUGAUCAAAUGUGGACCGGGAAUAAUGUAAUUGUCGUAACAGAGGAUGGAAAGUUAUGGAAAUUAAAUUUAAAAAAUAAUGAAGAACCAAAUGAAAUAAGACUUUCUGAUGAAAGCGAUAAUUUAAAUACAUUUUUCGUAAAUGUUGUUUGUGGAGAGAACCAUUGUUUGGCGUUAACUAAAGAUGGAGAAGUGUAUAGCUGGGGAUCUGGAAGAUUUGGACAGCUUGGACAUGGAGAAUUAACAGAUUCAUUAGAAAAACCCAUGGUAAUUGAAUUUUUUCAGGGAUUGCGAGUGAAAAAAAUUUCUUGUGGAGGAUGGCACUCAGCUGUAAUUACUGAUUCGGAUGAUUUAUACACUUUUGGAUGGAAUCACUUUGGGAGGUUGGGAAUUUUCUUUGAAGAGAGUUCAACAGUGAAUUGUGCUGAACCUUCGCUGGUUGAGUUCUUUGGAGAGGAUAACGAGGAAUUGAAUGUAUUGAAAGUGGCUUGUGGCAGCGCACAUACUGUUGUUAUUACUGAUGAUUUUAGAUUAUGGAGUUGUGGAUGGGGAAAGUAUGGACAGCUGGGUCUAGGCGCUGAUAAACUGAAUGAUAAUUAUAAAUUCGUUCCAAUAGAUUCGACUGAUUUAAGAGAUAAAAAAGUUUUAAAUUGUUCAUGUGGUCGUUGGAAUACUUUUCUUAUUAGUUUAUUUUGUCUUAAAUACUAUUCAUUGUCGACCUUAGCUUCCAGUUACUCGUUUUUCUCAAAACAAAUAAAAACUACCAAGAUUUUCUUUUAUAUUCCAAAAGAUUCAGAUAUGGUUCUUCGUGGAGAAAGAGGUUGCUUUCCGCAAUUCUGCGGACGUGGAAAAAGUCCUAUUAAUGAUAGAAAUAGAAAUUCACAACAAACUUCUGAAAAUAAUGAUCCUCAAACGAGUUCAUCUGUCGUUACUGACACAACUACAAUUAACAAUCUUCGUGAAGAAGUUGAUAUUAUCGUUGAAGAACCUUCGGUUGCACCUCCUACACCAUCAUCAUUAACAUCAACAACUCCUGCAUCUGUUGAUCAACAACAUCAGCCGGCACAACAAUCGCGACGUAUUAUUAUUAAACCUUUAUGGGAUAUUGAAGAUGAAAUUGAACUUGUUAAUUAUGUUUGUGACAAUUACGAAUUAUUGAGUAAUAACAGAAAAUUAUUCUGGAGAGAAUUUAGUAAAGAAUGUAGACAAAUUCUCCUUUAUCCAAAAUCUAUCUAUUCUUGUAAAUCCAAAUUUUAUGCCCUUGUCGCUCAUCAUCAAAAUGUUGAUUUAUAUGAUGCGAUUGAAAGAUAUCUUGAUCUGAAGGAAGAAACUAGUUCGUUUUCCUUUCAAAAGAAAUCUUUACGACCAGCUGCAGUAGCAGCUUCUUCAAAUAAGCCUCCGGCCAAUAUCUUAUUACCAAAAGCUUCAGGUGAACUAACUCGAUCUACUUCAUCGCAAGCGGUGGUUCUUGCUAAAACUUCUUUGGAAACCAAUAAGGUAGCAGAUCCGAAUCCAAGAGAAAUAUCCCUCUCAGUAUCGCCACAACACAAUAUUAGCUCCGAAGACGAUGAUCGUAGAUCAGGAACCACUUCUCCUACAAAUAAUUCAUAUCCACCUAUUCAAGAAAGCGUGUUUGAUAUUUUACCAGCAGAUAUUUCUCAAUCGGCUGUUUCCAACUAUGAUAAUCAUGCGGCAUCAUUGACAACUGUUCCUUCCACCUCUUAUAAUGAUUUCACUUUUUAUAUAGAAAAUAUUCGCCAGCAAAUCUUUGCCGCUCAAGAUUAUUUAAUCAGGGAAAAGUCUCGAGCUGAAGAUCGUAUUGAUUCGUUUAACCAGGUUCAUCAUCUUUUCAUCCAAUUGGAAAAUCAAUUGCAGAAAAUGAUGAUGAAAGAAUUGUAG